Messenger RNA from Vidua macroura (Pin-tailed whydah), 1978 nucleotides. RefSeq names its product transmembrane protein 268 (gene TMEM268). Lineage: Eukaryota; Metazoa; Chordata; Aves; Passeriformes; Viduidae. The coding region runs from base 305 to 1192 and encodes 295 amino acids. The transcript is spliced from 8 exons. The record is from RefSeq and is a predicted model, not a curated record.
CCAGAUGGGCUGCCUGGAGAUCACAGCUCUCCCGUGCUGCUCCUCAAAUCUAGGACAGGCUGUCCUCACACGUUUUAGGCUCCUGACUUGAGUCUCUAGGAUGCAUCUCUGAUCCUGCCCCGAGCUGACACGGGAAGAGCCUUGAGCAGAGCCACGCUGCAGCCACGCUGCUGCAGGACCUGGGGGUGCUCCAGGGCAGCCCUGCCACAUUCCCAAGCAAUGGGAUUGCUGGAAAGCACUUGAAUUCAUUGCUCAAGCUGGUUUUUAUGAACCCCCCCAAGGCCGGGUGCUGCUGGUGCUCAGCAUGGACAACACGUGCCCCACCUCCUCCUUCAACAUGGACCUUUGUGCUGACAAACUGCAGUCCCUCGGCGUCCAGGUGCCGAUGGAUCUGUGGAGAAGGCUGAUCCAGGAGGGCGUCCUGAGGCCCGAAGUGAGGCGGUACCUGUUCUACAGCUCCAGGGGCUUCCAGAUUGCCAUGGCCGUGGUAUUCUACAUCUCUCUCUGGACAAACCUUUACUCCACCCUCCAGCUGUGUUCCCUGGGUCACUCCUGGGGGGCUGGCGUGCUGGUGACGCUGGUGGCCCUGGCUCUCACUGUCCUGGUGAUCCUGGUCAUUGAUGGGCACCAGAGGAAGCUAAAUGUGAACACAGAUGUGAGGCUGGCAGCUGUCAAUGAAAUCUUUAUCAAACACAGCAUAAUCCUGGGGAUUACAGAUGUCCUGGAUGGGCCACACAACAUCCUACAACUGUGGUUUGUGCACUUCAGCCCCGAGCUCUGCCUCCAGGCCCUGGCAGCCCACAUCACUCACCUGCAGGGGACACAGGCAGGCUUGAGGCAGAGGCUGAACAAGCUCUGGGUGGUCAUGGAUGUGGCAGUUCAGCCUGAGCUGGGGGUGGAGGAGGAGGCUCCAUGUGAAGAAUCCCCUCUUUUAUCCAGUGGGGUGACCCUGAAUAAAGAUCCUGUGACCCGCAGUGAGCUCCUGCACCUCAUCCCUGAGGGCCCACCCCAGGCCAUGGCCCAGCAGCUCCUGGUGAUCUUCAGUGCGUGCUACGUCCGGCUGCUGGUCACGGGCCGGCUCCCUCGGGCCAGCCCGGGGGGACACCUGGGCCACAGCAGCGUUCCCUGUCUCUGCCAGUUCAUCCAGAGCACCGUGCUGCACACCCACCGCAGCUGGGGCAGGGGCAGGUGACCACAGGGAGCUGGAAAACACCAAAAUAGAGCUGUCCCCACACUGCAGCGUGGAGGAGCUGUGGGGCAGAGAAGGGAGCUGUAAUUCCUUGUCCUGGAUGAACGAGUGGAAAUAGGACUCUAAUAAAACAAGCAGGAAAGGUGCUCACCUUGGAGAGCUCCUGCCCACCAGCUCGAUGAGGAGGAGCUGCCCCAGGGGUCAGAAACAACCCAGGGACAGCCUGGGACUCGUUUGUGUCCAAACCCUCAUGCCAGGAACCAUCACCCCCUCACACAACCUCAUAGCAGCAAAGGCCAGACCAUCGCCAGGGUGGCAGCAGGAGGCUGAGCCCCGGAGCACCAGGAUUUGGCACUUCCCAUGGUGCAGGAUGGCUCUGCUCCUUCUCCCGUUGUUUCUGUCUCCAGGAAUGGUGACAUCAAUCUCCUCCUACCUGAGGCCCCUGCACCAUUCCCUCAGCAGCGGGCCCCUAACACAUGAUCCUCUUAUCAGCGAUCUGCACAAAGGAUCCCCUUAUCAGUGAUCCCCCCACAAAGGAUCCCCUUAUCAGUGACCCCCUAGCAAAGGAUCCCCUUAUCAGUGACCCCCCACAAAGGAUCCCCUUAUCAGUGAUCGCCCCUCAAUGAAUGAUCCCCUUAUCAGUGAUGUCCAACAAAGGAUCCCCUUAUCAGUGACCUCCAACAAAGGAUCCUCUUAUCAGUGACCUCCCAACAAAGAAUCCCCUUAUCAGUGACCCCCCAACAAAGGAUCUCCUUAUCAAUGACCCCUCCAAAAAAGGAUCCCCUUAUC